AUGAGGAGCUUCAUCUUAACAGCAGUUUUCUUUUUCUACAUCCACAUCUGGGUGUGUCAGUCGCAGACUCUGGAGGUCCAGUCUGGUGAAAAUGUCACUCUGCUGUGCUCCAACAUUUCUAUGGAUCAAACUCAUACAGUCUGGUUCAGAGUGGUCAACCGAUCUAAACCCAGCUGCAUCUCCUCCAUGUUCUAUCUUGAUCGCCCUGCUUCAUUCUGUGAUGGAUAUCUAGAUGGAAAAUUUGAGAUGAGUUCCAACAUCAGCACCAUCUUCCUAAAAAUCAAUCGAGUGGAUUUAUCUGACUCUGGGUUGUAUUUCUGUGGAUUCUACAUACAUCUACAUACAGUAAUUUCUAAUGCAACAGAAUUAAUCGUUGCAGGCAAAUAUGAAGUGGAUUUCAUCACUGAAAUUAAGGAAGAUGGAAACACAAACCUCCUGACUGUGACUUUGGGCAGUCUGACUGCUUUCUUUAUGACGGCUUUUGUUGGAGCGGUUGUUAAAAUUUGGCAGCUUCAUACAGCUGCAAAGGAAGAAAUGCACCCUGCUAGAAACCAGACUCUGGUCUCUACUGACAUGAACUCCUCAACACUGAUGUUCCUCCCGGAUAGUAAAGGAAGCAGGAGUCCUGAAGACAAGAGAGCAGUGGAGACUCAUGUCAUCUAUGCUGUCAGAAGAUACACUUGAUUUUCUAUUUGAGGGAU
Cololabis saira (Pacific saury) is the source of this 701-nucleotide messenger RNA. RefSeq lists its product as uncharacterized. The transcript has 6 exons. Lineage: Eukaryota; Metazoa; Chordata; Actinopteri; Beloniformes; Belonidae. Bases 1 to 684 code for a protein of 227 amino acids. Gene Ontology annotation, biological process: response to bacterium. The record is from RefSeq and is a predicted model, not a curated record.